Messenger RNA from Benincasa hispida (wax gourd), 1064 nucleotides. RefSeq names its product RmlC-type cupin. NCBI's taxonomy places the organism in Eukaryota, Viridiplantae, Streptophyta, Magnoliopsida, Cucurbitales, Cucurbitaceae. Gene Ontology annotation, cellular component: trans-Golgi network; endosome. The record is from RefSeq and is a predicted model, not a curated record.
UGUCGCAAAAAGAUUACGAAGAGAGAAUUUCAUAGCAGGCGCUUGAGCAGUGGUUAGUAUGCAAAGCAUUGUCAGAGAAGACGACAAUGGCGAACCCUAGGAGGAACUCCAUUUCAUUCUCAUCUUCGAGCAAUCCUCAAAGCUUGGAGAGUCCAUUUCACAGUCAAUCCCAAGGCCGAAGCCUUUCUCUCUCGUUAGCCUUGUCAUUCUCGCAUCUGAAGAACUUUCUCAAGAAGCCUCACGCCUUCCCUUUCCUUCUCUCUGUUUUCCUCUUACUCACAUGGAUUUCUCUCAGAAUCCAACACUCUUCUUCUCGCUUCUCUUCUCCCAAUUCCUCUCGAUUUCAGCAGAUUCCCGAUUCGUGGAGCAAGGAUGACGAUCUCAAGGCCAACCUCGUCCGCUUCAAGUCUGGAUUCCCUUCCCCAAUUGCCAAGGACAACAGGGGCUGGCUACUCGACCCUAUUUCUCUCGCGCUUGGUUCCGGCAUUCCUGGUGGAGCAGUGACCUGUGCUUCUAUUCAUAUUGGAGAAAUUCAACCUGGUGCUAUGAGGGGAAACCACAGACAUCAUACAUGUAACGAGACAUUUGUCCUGUGGGGGGCUAGAACAAAAUUCAGGUUGGAGAACAGCAAGGUUGGUGAUAAAGGAUAUGCUGAAGUGAUCAUUGGUGCGGAUGAGGUUGCUGUUGCAGCAAGUCCAAGAGGAACAGCCCACGCAUUGAUAAACAUGGAUCCUGUACGGACUACAUUGUUUCUGGGGUGUCAAGAUGGUAGUAUAAACUAUAACAGUUCAACUUCAGAUUUUAAAGUUUGGAAAGAUCUUUAGUUGCAAUAACUUCUCUUAACUCAGCAACUAUUUAGGUCUUGACAAGAAUGUCUUUGGCUUUUCUUCUUCCCUUCUAUUUCCCUUUGCCUAACCUGUUGGAUUUUUGCUAGGUGGAGGGAAUGGCAUUGUACUUGGAGAAUUUGUGAGCCAAUUGUGUCAUGAACUGAGAUCAAUUAUUACAUCUUUGUAUACAGUAUUCUUUUUAUACAGUAUGAAAUAUACUUCAAGUCUGAAGCACAA